AUGUGGGCGCUGGCACAGCGCCCUCAGCAGCCGGCGGCGCUCCUGCUAGCAGAGAUCCACUUGCAGCCGGGCGAGGCGCUGCCGCGGCUGCCAGGAUACAGCAGGGUGUUUGUAGCAGCCCGGCCAGAUGGGUACGGCGGCGUAGCUAUCCUGCUGGCGGACAGCUGGAAGGUGGCGGCAGCGCUGUGGCGGAGCGACGCGGCUGACGGCCGGCUGUGGGUGCGGGUGCAGGGCGCGCUGCCUGGCGGGCUGCCGCUCUUCCUGGGCACCGCCUACCUGCCGCCCCAGGGCAGCCCCGGCUGCCCCGAGGAUGUGCCGGCCUGGUUCCUGCGGCACGCGGAUGUGCUGGCGGAGGCCGAGGCAGCUGGCGCAGCGCUGCACGCCAUGGAUGCCAACGGGCGCACCGCCUCCCUCCCUGACUGGCCAGACGGCGACGAAGACGCGGGCUGCCCUGCCCGCCGCAGCAGCGACACGGCGGCCCCCAACUCCCAUGGCAGGCAGCUGCUCAGCCUCUGCCAAAGCAGCGCGGCCCGCAUCUGCAACGGCAGAGUGCCGGGCACCACCAGCGACGACGCCACCAGCUUCGGCAGCCGCGGCACCGGCAGGGCGGUGGUUGACUACUGGCUGGCCAGCGCCAGCCUCCUGCCGCGGCUGCCCACCAUGGCGGUGGACAGCUGGGGCCUGGCAGCGCAGCACUCCGACCACGCAACGCUCCUGCUGGAGCUAGCAGCACCCCCGGCGGUACAGCGGGACAGCACGGCGCAGCAGGAGCACACCUACGCACCCCCGCAGCAGCGCCAAUUCGAGCUGGGGACAGCUGAGCAGCUGGCAGCAGCCGUGGCGCUCCUCGCAGGCACGCAGAGGCAGCUGGAUGCCCUGGCAGCGGCAGCGGAGUCAGCGGCCAGCCCUGCAGCCCUGGAGCAGCUGGCAGCGGCAUUUGCUGAGCUCAUGGUGGAGACCCUGGAUGGCGCAGGCAUGCGGCAGCGCAGCAGCAACGGCGGCGCCCAGCGACCACACUCCCUCCCCCGCAGCCUACAACGGCAGUACGGCAUCCGCGACGCAAGAAGGGCGCAACGCAAUGCGGUGCAGCAGGCAGCUGUUGCGCAGCAACGUGGCAUCGGCCCUGAGCAGCAGGACGCAGCCCUGCGGCGGGAGCGCGAGACCUACCUGGAUGCAGUACGGCGUCGGCAGGACCGCGAGGCGCUGGCGCAGCUGCGCACCGGGUCGCAUUGGGGCGCGGAAGAGACCGGCCGCUGGACGCGGCGCCCCCGAGAGCAGCGAGUCUGCCCCCACUGCCACGACGGCAUUGAAGAUGCCCCCCACAUGCUGCUCACCUGCCCCCUUUACGCCCCGCUGCGCCUCAACUUUCCUGACCUGUUUGCUGAGCCCCAUCCUCCCAACCGCUUCCUCCGCCAGAAACCGUGCCGCCUCGCCGCCUUUGCUGCCGCCUGUCACCAGCGCUGGCUGACCGCCACCGUUGCGCUGCCUGCAGUCCCGCCCUGA
This is a messenger RNA of Chlorella variabilis, 1503 nucleotides long. RefSeq lists its product as hypothetical. Lineage: Eukaryota; Viridiplantae; Chlorophyta; Trebouxiophyceae; Chlorellales; Chlorellaceae. The coding region runs from base 1 to 1503 and encodes 500 amino acids. The transcript has 2 exons. The record is from RefSeq and is a predicted model, not a curated record.